Molecule: messenger RNA, 8459 nt
Organism: Zea mays
Lineage: Eukaryota; Viridiplantae; Streptophyta; Magnoliopsida; Poales; Poaceae
Exons: 14
Coding region: 281-8110 (2609 amino acids)
Biological process (GO): maturation of 5.8S rRNA from tricistronic rRNA transcript (SSU-rRNA, 5.8S rRNA, LSU-rRNA); maturation of LSU-rRNA from tricistronic rRNA transcript (SSU-rRNA, 5.8S rRNA, LSU-rRNA)
Cellular component (GO): nucleolus
Source: RefSeq, a predicted model, not a curated record
CCCCACAAAGGAAAGCGUCACCUGCGGCGCCGUCCGUCGUCUUCUUCAGCGCGCGCCCGCGCCGCCGAAACCGCCGGCGGCCUCCUACCAGGUUUCAACUGAAGCACGCAGUCCACACCGAAGCAACGCUUCGCUCCUCUUCGCCGUAGUCUUUCUCGGCCCUCCGCUCCCAUACUGGUUGUUCUACUUAUUCAACGCGCGCGACAUACAUUGGAGUUGCGAUCCAAACUGCUGGUGCAGUUUUACUUGUCACAACCCUUGGUGGUUCAGCAUAAACUCCAUGAGCGACGACGGCAUGGCCUCCGCUGCGGUGGAGCCGCCCAAGCGGGAGCAAAAUUUUCUAGUGAAGGUGGGGAUGGAGGCAUGGACGCAGUCGUUCGCGGUUGCACACAAAGUCAGGUUGGUGCACAUCCUCAAGAAUCUCCACACCUCGGAGGUGAAAAUCUACUCCGACGCGUCCAAGGAGUUCAUAGGAGUACUGGAUGGUGAGUCUGGCGGCGAGGUGCUGCAGGAGUACGUGCAACAGUCACCGCAGCUUGGGGAGCUGCUCGAGGCAUGGCGGCUCCACCGGGAGAACCCGGGGAUGGCGCACAUACUUUUGCUCUUUGCAGCUGUCCUGGGCCACCCUGAUGGUAAGCUGCGGCGACAUGGUUCGGUUAAGAAGAGCUUGGACGGUGUCGCUAGGAUGAUACUGGAGGAUAAGGAGAAGAUGGGGGAUGUGUAUUUGGAGCUGAAUAGUGGUGAGUUCCGACGGCAGAAUGCAGCACUGGAUUUGCUUGCUGCAAUUGUCAGGCGUGGAGGGGGUCUAGCGUCUGAGGUCGCUGAGAGAUUUGAUUUUAAGAUACCUAUUUUGCCGCAGCUGGCUGGGACAAUGAAGAAGAAGGGGAGCAGGGAUGGAAGGAAUCGGCGGAAGGGUGCCGACUUUGGGUCCACAAGGCGGUCGUUUAUUGGGUUUGCCAUGUCAUUUUUGGAGGUUGGGAAUCCAAGGCUGCUUAGAUGGGUCCUUCAACAGAAGGAGGUAUAUUCAGGGGUGCUUCGUGGGAUUGGAAAUGAUGAUGCUGAGACUGUCAUCUAUGUCCUCUCAACUUUGCGAGACAAUGUCCUGGUAGAUGAGUCUCUUGUCCCACCAGGGCUCAGGAGUGUCCUCUUUGGAAGUGUCACAUUGGAGCAGCUGAGCUUGAUCUCAGGAAAUCUUGAAUCAGGGGAAGCAGCUGACAUUGCUCAUGAGGUAUUGGUCAUGGUGUGCACUGAUCCAAAAAAUGGAUUGAUGCCAGGAUCAAAUUUGAGAGGUAAUGAGAAACGCUUACUAGAUCUCAUGAAAAAGUUGAAAGCUACUGAGGUUGUUCAUCACAAAAAAUUGUUACUGGCCAUUGUGAGUAAUAGACUGUCUCUUUGUUCGGCGUACAUGAAUGAGUUUCCUUACAAUAUUGAACCACGUUCGUCUCCUUCAUGGUUUUCAGCCAUCUCCCUUGCAGCUGAUGUCAUAGCUUCAGCAAAAUGCAAUAGCAUUGUUCAAACUCUUUCAUCCAGUUCACAUGGUCUGGUAUCUGUAGAUGAUGAAGAAGUUCAGGUAGUCUUGAAGUGCAUGGUGCCCAAUGUAUGCUCUCGAGCAAUGAUAAAUAGGGGGUUGCUGCAUUCUGAUGAUCUUGUGAAGCAUGGUUCUCUGAGGCUUGUUUUUGAAUCAGUUAACCUGCUUUGUUAUAUCACUGAAUCCAUCAAUUGCAUGGUAUCAAAAGGGAGACUGAAGUCAGAAUUCAUUGGCUCAGAGAAAGUAACCAUGAAAAUAGAUGGUUUCCCAGUAUUAAGCUGUUCUGAUGCUACAGAUGCAUCCUUAGUUGAUGAGGUUCACCAGGGAGAUGAAAUGCAGGUCAAGAGGUGGACAUCUCUAAGAGAAUACAUCCAAGAUGAAGUUCAUGGAGCUAUGCCUGAUCCUCAAGUCUUUCUCAAGUUACUCUCUUCUACCAGCCAAAAACAUCAAAGUUAUUCUCAGAGCAUACAAAAGAAUAAUGCUCAACUUUCUGAGCCUCCUCAAAAGAAACGAAGAUGCAGUCCUUCCUGUGAAGUUGAUGAUAUUAUUAUUGGUGGCAUUGAUGUUGAGCAGGAUAAGGACGCAUCUGAAGAACAAGGCCUGGAAUUAAAAAAUGACCGCACAACCACCUUGUGUGAGAUAUGGAGCUUAGAUAAACAAGAUCCAAAGACGAAAGAUGCAAAUGUUGUGGAAAAUGUCUUCCACUCGAAGUUGCUGGAUGUUCUCAGGCUUUAUUUGGGGGUGAUGCCCAGCUCUUUUGAUGGAUCAUAUGACUUCUUUAAGAUUAUACCACCUAACCCAUUGGAUCUGUCCAUGGAUGAGCAACAGUCCCUGUUAUCUUUUUUACUUGAAUAUUCAGGCCAAUCUAGAGGAUGUUUGGACCCAGAAAGAGUUCCAGAAUCAAUGUACAAGUAUCUGCAACCCUUGGUUUAUAUCAUGUUGCAUUCACAGAUUAAGAACAUCCGUGAUCAAGCAUAUAUUUUAGUUAAAGCUGCUAUGGCAAGUUCGGGUGCUUUUGAUCAUAACUUCACAGAGAUUGAUGCAUGGUUGGUUUUCUUGCCUGGUUAUGAGGCCAAAUGGUGUGUAAGAGAGAACCUAAGAAUUGGAGCACCUAAUAAAUUAUCACACAUUGUGAUCCCUUUUCUGUGUGAUGCUAUUUCGGUAGUUGGUAAUAACCUGUAUAAAUACCAAGAGCACACACACAAGCUUAUCUCUAAAUCAGGCCAGUUGGAAGGCCGUUCUCCAGAUUUCAGCCCUCUGAUUAUUUGUGUUCUUCAGAAAUGCCUUAGGCUACUCGACACAGCAUCUAGAAGUACAAAGUUACACGAGAAGUCUACAAUUUCAUUGUAUGUGUGCAACACGAUCCACCUUAUUCUUCAGUCUCAGGUGGACAUGCAUUUAUUGCCUGAUCUUAUAGGUACUGUUCUAAAAGAAAGAUUUGAUAAAUUUUCAUCCCAAGAACUGAACUCUAGGAUUUAUCUGGCUGAGUGGAGGCCGUUAACAAAUAUGCUGCAUUUCUUGAGGAAAAUUUCUGACCAGCAAAAUUAUAGCCUGUUCAACACGCUGGAACAUUCUCCUGAGUUUGAUGGUAACUCGUUGUGCUCUGUAUCUAGACAGGUUGAAGAAUUGUUGAAUCAAGAACAAACUAAUUCGCUGGAUGAUGUAGCAACCGCAUUCUUAUUUUCAAUCAUAUGUGCACCUCCAAAAGAUGUUAUCAGUGCCUUUCCAGAUCUUCUUGAUUUGGUGAAAGCACAUUUUCCAUCUCAUGUUGCUUUCUUGUCAUCGGUUCUUUUUCUACAACAUGAUUAUCUGGCUAAAGUUGCUAGUUGUUGGCCAGAUAUAUUCUUCAGCAGCAUCAGACUGUUCAAGGAUGAUAUCAAUGCUGACCAUGCAAACACAGUUGAGGACGAAUGCCAGAACCUCUCUGUUUCAACAGAAUCAGCUCCGCUAAGUACAUUUUUAAGUGUCAGUCCCUUCUGUGCGCUUUUACCUUCAGUAUUGAGCCUUGCAUGUUCUUCGCCAGAUGAAAUCAUGGAAGCACAUAAGGAUGCACUUCUAAGACUCCUUGAAGUUAAAUUGUCUGACUGCACAUUCAGUGAGCUUACCUUGUAUCUGAGAGUCAUCUUGUUCUGGACUCAUCACCUACUGUCAUCAUAUACUAUUAAGGAUUCAAAUUCAGAUGAUCUUGAGCAAGUAUGUCAUUUGUGCUUUGGUCUUCUUGAUAGAGUAUUUGAGCGUAUUCAAGUUUUGACUGCUGACCCUUCACAGUCAAAUUCUGAAUACCCGUACUAUCCCGCUCAACAUAUCCAAGACAUUGUUGAUUCUGUUCUUCGGCAUCCUGUUAUUACCCUGUCUUUGUCAUGCUCUUUAUCCAAUUGCCAAAAUUUAGCAGAUGGGAGUUUGGAACAUCUGGAAGAAGCUUUGGCUAUUUUUGCGACGGAAAAUCUGCACCUUAUAGACCGUUUCGUUCUAAACCUUUUGGGUAAAUUGUAUGACCUUUUGCUAAUGUUUGGUAGCUAUGGUGGUAACUACUCUACAGAUAAUGGGCCAUCCCAUGAGUCACUGUUUGCUGCUCCAAAUCUUCUGCUGGAGAACAUAAUAUUGUUGUUCAAGGAGAAGUUUGAGCUCUGCGUGGACAAACUAAAUUUUGAAUUGCUUUUGCCAAAUUUCUACAUGGUUCGCACACUGUCAAAGUUCUUUUCUCCUUUCAAACUCCUGGAGCUUGCAAAUUGGAUGUUCUCAAAAUUGGAUGGUCACAACUUCAGUUCACCUGCUUUUGUUUCUGCUGUUUUGAUGUGCCUAUACAUUAUUGAUGUCACCAUGGAAAUGCUGUGCUUUUAUCUGCAAAAAACUGAUCAGAGAUCACAAUCCUAUCUAUUUCGGCACUUGGAGAUUCACAAUUCUGAUAUCAAUGCCAUUCAGCAAGCCUAUCACAUCAUUCUUCAUUUUGCUACUAAAUGGAAUGUUGAGUUUGCUGAUCAUUGCUUGCUGAAGAUGCUGUGCCAUAUUCAUUACACAGAAAGAUGCGCAGGAUGGAACACUGACUAUAUUGCAUUCCAUAUGGUAUUAUCUACAAUGGCCAUCAAUACUCCCAUUGACAUUCUUCAUCACUGCAUUUUCCCCACAUCUAAGGUUAAAGCAAAAGCAAUCCUGUUGCUUUUGGAAGCAAGUCCUAUGCAUCUGAACCUUUUUAGCCAGAUAUUCUUGGAAAUUUUAAAUAAAGACACUUAUGUUUUGCAAGUCAAGGAUUCUGAUUCCAACAAUUUGUGGGCUCAAGAAGAUGGUGCUAUACUUCUGUUGCCUGCCGCUUUAUCAUGCUUGAAAUUUCACAGCAAUGACAAUAGGCAGUGUGCUGAAUUCCUUGAAGCAGUUCCAAUCUUUUAUUCUGAACUACUAUUAUGCGAUAAAGGGUUUUCAAGUUGGAAAAAGUUUGUUACCAGGAGCAUUUUUGAGGAAGAUUUUAGCGACUUUAUACCCACAUCAGUUGAAGAUAUAAUGGUUUAUUUCAGUAGCACUCUCUUGGGGAAGUCAGUUACGAUGUUGCACCACUACUUUGCAUCGAAAGAAAUAUCACGGAAACAACGCUUGGAAAUAGUUAGUUCAAUUAUUCCAGAGUCAUCUGAGCUAUUAGAUUCUGAUGUUAAUGAUAUUAAUCCCACUUCAUGCAAUGGCAUUAUGAAGUUUACUAAUGAAUUGUUCGCGAAGGUAUCACUAAUUAGGCUGUUAUUAUCUCCUAGAAAAUCAUUGUCCAAUGAAGUAGCUUCGGAGAGGGAGUCCAAGAGGGUGCACAAAGCAAAGCUAAAUUUUAUUAGCAUAUUGGUCAGAACUAUGGAUAAAAUACGCAUGAAUUUCCCAUCGAGUGACAAUAUCUUAUCACUCUCUACCAAGGAACGAAAGGUCAUCUGUUUUCUGGAAUAUGUAUUUCUCAAGAAUAUCAUUGAACUGUCUUCAGAGAUUCAAAGCUAUCUAAAUCAGCUGAAAUCAAUACCUUUCCUUGCUCAAUUCAUCCGAUCAUCCCUCUUGCAUAGAUUCAAUGUUCCUGUCGCAAUAAAAGCAAUUCGAUGUAUUCUUGUUGUUCUAUCACAAGGAAAGUUCUCAGCUGAUGAAAUUCUUGAACUUAUACUGGGUCACUCCAAUUUUGUAUCGACAAUAACAUGCAAUGAAGUUUCUGAGUAUCCAUCUGCUUGUAACACCACAGGGGGGAUGCUACAGCCAGCUCCAAGUAUUUUGAAAUUAGUUGAUUUUUCUUUCAUGGAAGAAAAUAAGGCAGAAAUUUCUAUUGCAGAAAAGAGAAGAGUUGAAACCAUCAGAUUACUAAGGGUACUGUAUGAUAUUAAGAGCAGACAACAGAAUAAUAGCCAAUUGAGUGAAUCAAGAGAAUUAGUUUUCUUGCUUUUGUCUGUUUAUGGUGCAACCCUUAGUGAAACAGAUUUGGAGAUAUUUCACCUUAUGAAUGAGAUAGAGUCACCCGUGUGCCAAACCAUUACUGAAGUUGAUCAUCUGUGGGGAGCUUCUGCUCUGAAAUUUAGAGAAGAACUGAAACUAGAUUUUUCAAAAUCAGAUACGCGUAACACAGAGAAUGCUGAAAUUACUGAAAGGAGAAGGGCGCUCUUUCGGGAGAACAUACCUGUUGAUUCCAAGCUCUGUGCAAAGACAUCUUUGCUAUAUUGCUAUAAAAGAUCUAGAAGGGCUUCUGUUUUCUCACUGGAACAGCUUCAACGGGAUAGCUUUGCUGAUAGUUUUGAGGUAGCAUCUCAAAAAACGGAUGUUCAGAUUUACGAUCCUUUUUUUAUCUUGCGAUUCUCAAUCCAUACUCUUCACAUGGGUUACAUUGAACCUGCUGAAUUUGCCCGACUAGGGCUUCUUGCAAUCACACUUGUUAGUAUAGCAUCUCCUGAUAAUGAAUUAAGGAUGUUGGGCUAUGAGUGCCUAGGAACAUUCAAAAAAUCCCUUGAGUAUGCUCAGAGAAGUAAGGAAACCUGGCAGCUUCAGCUGCUUCUGACAUACCUUCAGAAUGGGAUAUCCGAACAGUGGCAGAAGAUACCUUCCAUUAUUGCUGUUUUUGCUGCAGAAGCAUCUUUGACGCUACUGGAUGGCUCACAUGCUCAAUUUACUGUCAUGAGAAAUUUUUUAAUGCAUUCCACUUCUGUCAACCUGCAGAGCAUUCCAUUAUUUCCAACCUUAUUGCAGAGCAGUUCUGUGCAUUUUAAAGCCGAACGUCUGUGGAUGCUUCGGUUAUUAUCUGCUGGAUCAAAUCUAGCUGAUGAUGCUAAAAUAUACAAGAGAGGAAGAGUCUUAGAACUUGCUCUUGCCUUCUGUUCUUCACCCGUUUCAGAUUUUGAAUCAAAGGUUUUAGUCCUUAAGGUGCUGAAGAAGUGUGUCAAGCUGCCAGUUCUAGCUCAUCAUCUAGUAAAAGAGUCUGGCAUUCUGUUGUGGUUAUUGUCUGUUAUUUCAGUCCGUAGCGAAGUGUCUGACGGUUCUGAAAGCUCCUGUUCUAGAGUAACUGAGUUAGCGUUGGAGGUAGUCAAUGGUUUGAUAUCAUCAAGAUUGAUCACAGAUUGGCUCCAAGAAACCGCCCUUGAGCAGCUCUCAACAAUAUCAUCAUACCUUUCUGUUCUAAUUAACAAUGCCAAAUUAUUGAAAGGAAAUGUUCAUUUGUUGACUUCAGCUCUAAGUGUGAUUACAUCAACAAUGAGGUUGUCUAUGAAAAGGAAGAUAUACCAACCACAUUUUACCUUGUCCCUCCAUGGUGUAUUUAAUCUGUGCCAAACUAUUGGUGGUAGCUCAAGAAGUACAGAGCAUAAGCUUGUAAUGGAACUUGGUAUCGAUGCCAUUCUGAUGAAUGGUCCUAUACCAAUUUUAUCUGAAAUGGAUAAGUCAAGAAUAUCAAUGGUUGUUUCAUGGGCAACUUCAAGCAUCUUCUGGUUGUACUCUAACCAAAGAUCGCUGUUGGAAAUAUCCUGCAAAGAGCCACCAAGAAAUGAGUCUCUACUUUCAAAGAUUUUGCGCUUGUUAGCCGCUUCUGUAAUACUUGGAAAGAUAUCUAGCAUCUUUCAUGGAAAGAGUGUAGAUCUUGCAGGGAACACCAGUGAAACUCUUUGCUCUUUCUUGGACAAUGCAUAUGAAAGGGCUGAAACGGCAAAGAGUUGCAGUGUGAAUGAUACUCUAGCUGUCAUUAUACUACACCUUCAAGACCAUAUGCCAAAGAACAGUGAUUCCUUGCCAUCAGUUAUUGCAGCCCUUUGCUUGUUGCUUCUUGACAGAUCCAGUAAGCAAGUGAACAAACACCUGGCCAACAACCGAGGGAAAAUUGAAAUGCUUUGCUCAAAGAUAGGCUGCCCGGCUGAAUCAAAUCCUGCAUGGAGAUGGCAUUACUAUCAACCAUGGAAGGAUUCUGCUUUGCAGCGCACGGGGAUGGAGCGACUGGAAGAAGAGCAGGCCUGCCGAAGCCUCCUGGUCCUAUUUUCCAGUGCCUUCAGUGCCUGCCUGUCAGAGUUCCCGGUGUUGUCCCUAGAUGAUGUUGAGAAGUCUGGCCUUUUCCAGUGGGAAAGAGACUUAAUGGCUAAACAAUCUUCCACUUAGCACGCUGAAGAACUAGGAUGACCCACAUUUGAGCUGUGUGUACAAUCAUGCUCGUACGAUUGAUCUUGUUUAGAACUUGGAAGAAGAGAAUGCUUCGACCCUCAGCUGGAUUGGAUGGAUGAACCUACGGUGCUGCACAAGCCGAACCGGCCCUGCGCCCCUGCCUAACACCAAUAUGUUGGACACUUCCACUACUGUUCUUCACUUCCCAUUUGUAUAACGGGACCUGCAUUAUUGUAGCAUGGGUGCAGCGUUUCCUAUGUAAUUUCUGUGACAUUACCAACUCACAAUAUUGAUUUCAUCUGAAAUGUAACAUAUUUUUUCACAGAAAUGCUUGCAGCCCAUGCGG